UACCCGCCUCCGCUGCCAGAAAAAGAGGGUGCUACUGCCAUCUGUCUCUUCGUGUUAUUUGAAAACUUUGAAGAACACAAUGCUUUGAACAGGCAACCGCGGAAAUUGCUUUGAUGAACAUCCCUGGAUUUUUCGCCAUUUAAGGUGAAAUAUUCUGUAAAGAUCAUUUCUAUGGAUUUGAGUAUGUAAGCUGAUUUUGAGCAGGAAACCAAAUCGAUCAGAAAUCAGAAACGGGAAAUUAAGAUCAGUCAGAAAUGGUCAAGGCUAAAGUCUGCCUGGAUGUGGGCCUGCCUACAGAAGAUAAUCGCUCCCGUAGGAGUGCACGGGGAGGUUUUAAGGUUUAUACGGACAAAGAUAAGAUUAAAACUGACCCCAGUUGCAAGAAACCUGUAACAAUGACAAAGGAGACUUCAACAGAUGGUACAAUUCAACCGAAGGGAGGCCCGCGACGCUCAGAGAAGAAUAUAGAGAAAUUUGAAAUCUCUGGGGCCAAAAGCACGAGAAGAAGAGCACUUGCUGAUGUGAGUAAUGCCCGAGGCAACUCUACUAGGCAAACACAACAAGAUAGCUCCAAGCAUAAGGUUUCAACUGGGACUAGAAUUAGCACUGCUGGCAUCAAUAUCUUGUUAAGGAAAUCUUCGGGAAAAACGAAGAAUGCGGGGGAAGCCGUUGGUGACUUGCAUGCUUCAGAAAAAGGGCGUGUUAAAGAUUCGAAAGGUUCAAUCUAUGAAAGAAACAAAACAGAUGGUCCCUGUUGUGCCAAUACUGUGAAUGCCAGGAGAUCUUUACCAAUGCUAAAGAGGAUGAACCAGGCAAAUGUUUCGAACCCAAAGGAAGUUACUGAGAAGCCCGAAAAGACCAAUAAAUCUCAAGCAUGUUUUACUAUAUCUGGAAAGAAAGCAACAGUCCAGGCAAAGAAUAUCAGAAGUCAGCUAUGGAAUAACCGAGCGAGUGAUGGUUUCAUUAUAACGGGUCAAGCCAAAGUGGACACAAGUGCAUUGUUGAAAAAGUCUAGUAAGCCCAUUGCAAGGAUGAAGAAGGCUUCUGGUACUCAAGAGGCAUCAAAACCCAAAUGUGCACCAGUUUCAAUCAAAUCAAUUUCUAGUACUGCAUCAUCAUCCAAGAUUGUGGAACCUUCAGCGUCUCUUUGUGAGGAAAUAACUAAUGUGUCCAUUCAAGGGAAGGAUGCAUCUGAACCUACUUGUAAUCCAAGUACAAGUACGGAUUUCACUGUCAAGAGAAAAGUUGGUCGUAGAAGAUCGUAUACAUCCUUGUUGGUUGCUGGAGCAAAGUUGCUGGAUAAAUGUGCUGUUGAUACAGAAAUAGCUAACCUGCCUAGUAUUGAUAAUGACUACGACCAAAUGGAGGUUGCUGAAUACGUUGAGGAGAUAUACGAUUAUUAUUGGGUUACAGAGGCUCAAAGUUCAUCGCUUUCAAACUACUUAUCAGUACAAAAAGAAAUUGCCCCCCUUAUGCGAGGAAUUUUGAUCAACUGGUUGAUUGAAGUACACUUCAAAUUUGACUUGAUGCCUGAAACACUAUUUCUCUCUGUUACAUUGUUUGAUCGGUAUCUCUCCCUAGUCAAAAUCAAGAAGAAUGAAAUGCAGUUGGUUGGUCUUACUGCAUUGUUAUUGGCUUCAAAAUAUGAAGAUUUCUGGCAUCCUAGGGUUAAAGAUCUACUUAGCAUUUCAGCUGAGUCCUACUCAAGGGAGCAAAUGCUACAAAUGGAAGCACUCAUUUUGAAGAAGUUGAAGUUUCGCUUGAACGUGCCUACUACAUAUGUUUUUAUGUUAAGAUUCCUCAAGGCUGCUCAGUCUGCUAAUACUCAGCUUGAACACUUAUCAUUUUACUUAAUUGAGCUGGCUUUGGUUGAAUACGAAGCUCUGAGUUUUAGGCCGUCAUUGUUAUGUGCAUCGGCUUUAUAUGUUGCACGGUGUACGCUGCGAAUAAGUCCAAGCUGGACCACUCUACUAAACAAACAUACACGCUACGAAACGUCCCAAAUAAGAGAAUGUGCUGAUAUGAUCUUGAAAUUUCACCAAUCUGCUCAAUUGGGACAGCUGAAAGUCACGCAUGAGAAGUACAUAAAGCCUAAUUUUAAAGGUGUCGCAGCCAUAAAGCCACUGGACAAGCUUCCUCUUUGAUUUUUUUCUCACGUUACUUCGUCGUGUAGAUUAUUCAUUUGAUGUUACUUGGUAAACUUUCCCUCAUUUUUCUAUCCUCCUUUUAUCUAAAGCUUGUUCCAACAUUUUCGACGAACCGAUUUUGCCAAUCUCCUCACAGGAAGUGAAUUUGUGGGUGUAAAUCUAGUCGGAGUCGUAAAGAUCACGGCGCACAAGUUUUGGCUGCAUGGAACCUAUGUUCUCCGAUUUUUGUGUCAGUCGCUAUGGAACGACUUUCACCAUUCACUAUAUAGCUUAUUGUUUUUUGGAUACUUCUUAUUCCUUCUUCGUUUCGGAUGUUUGCAUUACAGUUUUAAACUCGACCCCACUUGAUUUCACAAGUGUAGACCACUCUAGUUUUUUUGAGGAAAGAAAGAAGAGCAUGAGCGUGAUGGGUUUCAGCCAAUGCCUCGAGAUAGUUCGGAAUGAAGAUGAUGAUUGACUUGGACUCUAUGUAGAAAAGAAAUGUACUAUGUCAUGAUUUUGAUUUGUGACUUUGAUUCUCCACUCCAUAUAUUUAGAAAACAAAAGUUUAUAUAUUGGGAGCAUUUAUGAAUUUGUUCUUAAA
Cucumis sativus (cucumber) is the source of this 2730-nucleotide messenger RNA. Its product is annotated as putative cyclin-B3-1. Bases 255 to 2144 code for a protein of 629 amino acids. The record is from RefSeq and is a predicted model, not a curated record. Gene Ontology annotation, cellular component: nucleus; centrosome; cytoplasm. The transcript has 22 exons. Lineage: Eukaryota; Viridiplantae; Streptophyta; Magnoliopsida; Cucurbitales; Cucurbitaceae. Gene Ontology annotation, molecular function: cyclin-dependent protein serine/threonine kinase regulator activity. Gene Ontology annotation, biological process: regulation of cyclin-dependent protein serine/threonine kinase activity; mitotic cell cycle phase transition.